Molecule: messenger RNA, 729 nt
Organism: Cryphonectria parasitica EP155
Lineage: Eukaryota; Fungi; Ascomycota; Sordariomycetes; Diaporthales; Cryphonectriaceae
Exons: 1
Coding region: 388-654 (88 amino acids)
Source: RefSeq, a predicted model, not a curated record
UUCUUCGGACUGACUCUCCAAGUGCUCAAGUGUUACGUUCUUCAGGCUCAAGACAUCCACCCGAUCCCAUCCAGAAAAGAUGGCACCCCAGGUUAACGCCAAUCUCUAUGUCGUCCAUGGUGGUGAAUGGAUGUGCUUCACGAAGUAGGCACAUAGCUUCGUUAAUGUCGUCGAUAUUUUCCUUGUCUUCUGCUCGUCGACCAAGCGGAUUCGCAAGAGCACACAGUAUCGACGCCUUCUGAGACUCAUGAACCAGAGCUUGUCGGGACAUGGUGAUACAUCGGUCUAGACCGCGGCGAGAAAGACGCUCUCCUCCUGCUCGUAGCAUCUAUGUAGGCUAGCAGCGAGGUUGCUUAGCCACUGCGCUCGGCUGUCUUUCCAGCCCUCAUGUGGUACAGCCUGAAGCAGCUUUUUCAAGAUAUCGAUGGAACGGUCCACGUCGCCGAGGGAUCCAGUCAAUUGAAAGCGCUCGUCAGACCUGACCACCAGGAUGUUGAAAGUAUGGAAAUCUUGGCCAGUACUUUGCAGGACAGUGCCUCUGGGCUCGUCGAUAAUGGAUACAGCUUGUGGCGAGGCAGCCACUGCGUCUUCGCUGAGCGAGGUCGACCUGUAGAGGUCUUCGGGAAGUUCAUUUCGCCAGUAGUCAUAUUCUAGGGCUGUUGCAUAGUUGUAUGCACGAUUCCUUCGUCAACUGACAUCUUCGGCAGAGUGAGGGAUUUCGUAAAGCUC